Microplitis mediator is the source of this 7896-nucleotide messenger RNA. RefSeq names its product protein scalloped (gene scalloped). Gene Ontology annotation, molecular function: RNA polymerase II cis-regulatory region sequence-specific DNA binding; DNA-binding transcription factor activity, RNA polymerase II-specific. The transcript is spliced from 13 exons. The record is from RefSeq and is a predicted model, not a curated record. Gene Ontology annotation, cellular component: transcription regulator complex. Lineage: Eukaryota; Metazoa; Arthropoda; Insecta; Hymenoptera; Braconidae. Gene Ontology annotation, biological process: regulation of transcription by RNA polymerase II; hippo signaling; embryonic organ development. Bases 1602 to 2969 code for a protein of 455 amino acids.
GCGGGCAGUAGGGGGUAUUGGGGUAACGGCGAAUAAGCGAGGUGCCGUUCGUGGAGUUACGCAUUAGUUCGGCUGGUCUCGGGUUCUGGUUUCUCCCGCGGCCGCUCGGUGUCAGCGUGUGCGCAAACCGGGUGCGCACUAGGCGUGUGCGUUGUCUAGAUUCUUUGUGCCAUUCCUGGCAUACCAAAAACAGAGUAACUCCUCAUAUUUACGGACCGAAUACUGUCUGAAUUUUGUGAAAACCGGCCUGCUUAUCACAUCAUCUCGUCUUGUGUAAGAGUAACGCGAUCACCGAUUCCGCCGAUACUUGAAAUAUUUUUUUAUUUAUUUAUUAUUCCACUCUUUACUUCCGCAAGUGAAGUGUAAUUUUGAAAGGUUGUUUGGUUGGUGAUCCGUGUGUUUGUUACCCGUAAACGUCCGUGGUUGGCCUGCGCGAAUAAACCCAACGGCAAAUCUGUCCGAGUCCUGUACCGUACUGCCGGUCGAUUAUUCAAAAAAUAAAUGAAUGUUUGCUGGGGUUAUCAACAUCUUGAUGUACGACUGGUGCACAAAGAGCACAGUAAGACACUCGUGAUGAUGAUACUCGCGGUUUUCUUGCUCGCGUCUAGUCUCUAGUCCGUUAGUUGGAUAAUAUAUGGUGAAUUAUUGAUCCGGUGGCGUGGUGGAAAACGGCGGCUAAGAGCGACAGAGACAGACAGACAGACGUUCGGACGGAGAGAAGAGAGAGUAGAGGGAGUUGUGUUCGAGCCCACACAGAACGUGGGCAGUUGUGCGAGAGGGAGUGAGCGGGUUAGCGCGCGCUCUUGGCCAACAGGGAAAGGGUACGACUAAAUACACUCGACAAAUACACACUUUGCGAAACUUAAAACACGAGUAACCAGGGCCCGAUUAUUUCUCGAGGGAAAUAACAAUAAAAUUUAUUUUUCCCGAAGAAAAAACGAGUCCGCGAUACGACCACUACUCUGUUCUAUUAAAUAUUUGUUGUUUUUAAAAGUGCUCCGACGGAUGAACGUCGACGUCUUGCUCCAAGACGGACAGUGUUUUUUAACGGUUUGAAAAAAAAUUUUUUUUUUGUUUUUUGGUUUUUGUUUAUUUGGUGUUUUAAUUUUGCGUACUUAUGUGCAGAUGAAAACGUGACUGAUAAUAAUGAUAUUUACGAUGUGGAGUUUGUGAAAUGUCACUGGUACAGAAUUUUUAAAAAACCAACUGGUAAUAAAACGCGACAAGUAAUUUACUGGUUAAUUAAAAGUGAAAUACUUUUAGUAAUUAUCUCUCUUAUUAUUGAGUGAUAAGUGAAGAGUGAGUGUUUUAUUAUUUUUUUAGACAGAUAUUUAAUCGUAGAAUUUGAGUUUUAUAAUUUAAAGGAAACUUAUUUGUAAUUUUAGUUCGCGCGCACAAAAAGCAGCUGGGACGCGCGCGUUUUUCGCCGCUCCCCUACGAACUUUUUAACCGUGGCCUCCUAUCGCGUCACGCGCAGGAAACCCCAAAUUGCCCGCGACUUGGAUGGAUACUGUGCAUUAUUUUUGGAGUAAGUUCCAACGCUGACCUGACUACUAAUUGAUCAUUCAUCUUAAUUUUUUACGAAGCUCUACUUCCAUGCUAUGCAUUCCAUGAUAAUUACACCAGGCAGUGCGGUGGCUGCAGCCGACACCAUUUCUUCGCCGUGGACACCCGCGAGUUCCGGGCCGCCGCCCGAUGCCAACGGCUCCGGCUCGGAUACGAAGAACCUCGAUGUUGGCGAUAUCAGCGAUGACGAAAAGGACUUAUCGGCGGCAGACGCAGAAGGCGUAUGGUCGCCGGAUAUCGAACAGAGCUUCCAGGAAGCUCUUACAAUAUAUCCGCCUUGCGGUCGACGUAAAAUUAUCCUCUCCGACGAAGGAAAGAUGUAUGGUCGAAAUGAACUGAUUGCUCGAUAUAUAAAGCUUAGGACCGGUAAAACGAGAACGCGAAAGCAGGUUUCUUCACACAUUCAAGUACUAGCGAGGAGAAAACUUCGUGAAAUACAGGCUAAGCUCAAAGUGGAUCACGUGACGAAGGAGAAGACUCUUCAGACAAUGUCGAGUAUGUCAAGUGCACAGAUAGUGUCAGCUGGAAGUGUAAUACACAACAAGAUGACCCCUGCCCUCAUGGGGACCCUAGCCCUCCACGCUUCCACCCCCUCCUAUCCUGGAGCGAAUUUCUGGCAACCUGGUCUCCAACCGGGAACAUCCCAAGAUGUCAAGCCUUUUUCACAGCCAGCUUACACGGGAAAACCGGCGACUGCGGUCUCCAGUGGUGAUAUGGUACAGGCACAGCCUCCGCCACCAUGGGAAGGCCGUUCUAUUGCCACCCAUAAAUUAAGACUCGUUGAAUUUUCAGCGUACAUGGAUCAGCACCGAGACCAAGAUAUUUACCACAAACAUUUGUUCGUCCACAUAGGAGGCUCGGCGACUUACACGGAUCCACUUCUAGAAGCCGUUGACGUCAGGCAAAUUUACGACAAAUUUCCAGAAAAGAAAGGAGGCCUAAAAGAGCUCUAUGAUAAGGGACCACAGGCGGCUUUCUUCCUCGUCAAAUUCUGGGCGGAUCUCAAUACAAAUAUUCAGGACGAGGCUGGCGCCUUUUAUGGUGUGACAAGCCAGUACGAGAGUACAGAGAACAUGACGAUAACCUGUUCGACAAAAGUGUGUUCCUUUGGAAAACAAGUGGUAGAGAAGGUGGAGACUGAGUAUGCAAGGUUUGAGAAUGGUAGGUUUGUUUAUCGCAUCAGUCGUUCCCCCAUGUGUGAAUAUAUGAUAAACUUUAUUCACAAACUAAAGCAUCUGCCAGAAAAAUAUAUGAUGAACAGUGUUCUUGAGAAUUUUACAAUUCUACAGAUUGUGACAAAUAGAGAUACGCAAGAGACGUUACUCUGUACAGCGUACGUCUUUGAAGUAUCGACGUCUGAACAUGGUGCUCAGCAUCACAUAUACAAACUGGUCAAAGAUUAGUCUGAUAAAAAAAUAUCUGCUCGCCAUGCAGCCAUCCACCCCCAUCAGUGCCUACCACCACCACCACCACUACAUUUAAUCAUCCAUUUAUUAUUACAAUUACAAUUACGCUUGUGAAUUUUAAUAUUCGCAUACAUCUAUGUGACGACACACAUACACAUACAUAUAUAUAUAUACAUACAUACAUACAUCUAUUAUAAAUAUAUAGAUAUAUAUAUAAUAUAAUAAUAAGAACAAUAAUAUCACACUAGAUAUCUCCAACAUCAACUUUAACUACCGGUACUACAGCGUGUAAUUAUUACAUAUAUAUGUAAUUUAAUGUAUCACGAGGUACAGUGUACUUGGAUCAAAAUUAUUAUUUUGUUUUAUAUUUUGCUUUAUCGCGAUAACGUAAAUCGAUACUUAUGAAUUCGUUUGUAAGCUGUGAUCUCAAAUGAUUUACGUUAAUCGCUAAUUAUCCGCGAGGAUUUAUAUAUUAACUCAAACUAUUUUUUUUAAAAUAUAUAUAAAUAUACAUAUAUAAAAGAAAAAAAAAAAAAAAAAUUAUCUAUUCAAAAUUAAACGCACUGACUACUGAGUCAACCCGAGUCUAUUUACCAGUGAGUAUUUUUAUUGAUAAAUUAAAAUGAAAAUUUAUUAUUAUUAUUGUAAUUAUUUUUUUUUGUGUAAUUUUAUAUAACGUGACAUUUGGCAAUCAAAAUUUAGUGCAAAUGUUGAAAUUGACAAUAAUUAGAUGAAAAAAUAAAAAAAAUUAAAUACCGUAAAGUAUUUAUGAUAAAUAUUUAAUAGAGUUUAUUAAUUAGUAAAAAAAAAAGUAAAUAAUUAGAACGUGAUCUUGGGUUGGCUCAGUACUGUAAUUAAAAUUAAUAAAUAAUUAAUACGAUUUAGUAUUAUAAUUUAAUCAGAGUUAAUUCAACUAUUUUGGACAUACGGAAAAUUAUAAAUUAUAAAUAAUAAUAAUAAUAUACACAUUAAUAAAUAAAUAAAUAAAAUAUACAUAUAUUUGCGGCUAAGAGUAUAUAUGUUAAUAAAUAUUAAUGCAAUUACAAUUUAAAUUGUUAUAAAUUAUCUAUCGAGAAGGCAUCAGUUGCCUGCAUUACUUUUGCCAAAAUCAAAUGCCUACAAUAUUUUUUCAUACAUGAAUUCUCACUGCUCAGUGCCUACUAAAAUUUUUUCUAUGGUUCUAUUGUCUACAUAAAUAUAAACUAUGUAAUUUUAAUUGCAUACAAAAAUUACUGGACUGCUCUAUUGUCCACUUGAAAAUAUUUCUCGAUGUUCAAUUUGUUGCUAUUUAAUUGUGGCCCGAUAGGGACGAUAGCCAAGAAAAAAAAUGAUUCUUCCGUGUACUUGUUGCUACGAAAUGAUCAAUGAUUAAGAUCAAUCAUUUGAGAAAAAACCACAGCUGAUCUGGAAAAUAUCAGAGCCACAGUCUUCAGGAACUGGAAAACUUGACAGUUUUCUAUUAUAAAUUAGUAAUCUGAUCAAGUUAUUGUCUCCAGCGACUAUGGGAUCCAACCCAGUGUCAUAUUAUGGACCAGACGAGAUAUUAUUGUGAAGACUGAUAUUUUUCAGAUCACCUGUGGUUUUUUUUUUAAUGAUCGGUCUUGAACGUUGAUCAUUUCUCCUCAAGUACUUGAUUUUCUCAGCAUAAUCAGGAGUAUUUCUUUGAUUUGGGUACACGAUUAAAUAGCAAUCAAUUGAACAUCAUGAAAUAUUUUUAAGUAGGCAAUAGAACAGUGCAGUAAUUUUUGUAGGCAAUAGAAUCGUAGAAAAAAAUAUUUAGUAGGCGACUGGGUAGUGAGCAUUUAUGAGGUACGGAAAAAUAUUGUAGGCAUUUUUAUAGAUUCAGGAAAAACAAUGCAGGCAACUGAUGCCCUCUCGAUAUCGUGUAUAAAGCUAUCUAAGUGAUUUUAAUUUUAAAAAUUAAAUGAAAGUUGAUAAGAUACGAAUGAGAAUAAAAAAAAAUAUAUGAAAUUUUAAGUAAAAUAAAAAAUGCCAUUCGCGAGUCUAGAAUUUAUCAAAUGAUAAUUAUUUUUUUAAUUAGUGAUCAGAUGAAUUUUAAAUAAUAUUAUUAUUAUUAUUAUUAAUAUUUACUGGGCAGAUUUAAUUCGAUUAAUCCGAUUGAGUACUUUAUCAUUUUUUAUAUUUUUCGUGCGAUCCCACCCGAACUUCAGGUAGCAAGUAGACUAUUAAUGUCUUUGUAAUUCUGAUGAUUAUAAUUACACUAUUUUUUACCGUAAGGUUCCAUUAAUAUUUUUUUUUUCUGUAGUUUAAUGAAGUGGCUGAAUUUCUUACUUAGUGUAAUUGUUUGUUUUUAUCUUUUUACUUACAGUAAUUAAAGAAAUAUUAUUACUAUAGUUAUUAAAAGUUAUGAUUGUAACGAUUGCUCUGGUUACGCAAACAAUUUUAUAAAUUAUUUUUACGAAAGAUCAUGUCUUAUAAUAGAUUUUUACAAACUAUACUAUAAUUAUUUGAGUUCCGUACUUAAAAAAAAAAGAAAAAAAACAACUCAGUACUCGUUGAAAAAUAAUUAAAUUGCACAGAAAAUAAAUCGGGUAAUUUAUUAAAAAUACAAGAAAAAUUGCGGCGAAAUGGUCUUUGAUUUUUUGUUAAGAUUUGGGGUAAUUUGGGCCUAUUAAAAUUUUAAAAAUAAAUUAAUUUUCGUCAUAAAAAUUUUUAUUUUUUAUGACGGAAAUAUUAAAAAAAAUCAAAUUUUUUUAUGACUCAUUUUACCCUUUUUUUCAUGAAUCUCUUAUGAAAAAUAAUAAAUAAAACCUCAUAUUAAUUUAAACAAUUGGAUUAAUUGGAUAAUUAAUUUUUUUGCUUACCGAGCAAAAUAAUAAUUAAAAUAAAUAAUUUUUAGAUGUAUAAUUAAUAUUAAUUACCGUAUUGUAAUUAAGUUUUACGGAUAAACAAGUGGCAAUUUAUUUUGAUCUCUUUAGUCAGAAAUAUUUCCUUUUUUUUUUUAAUUAAAAAAAAAUGAAUUAUUAAUUUGAUUAAUAAAAUUAGCACUCAAACAACAAAAAGGCAAAAAUAUUCAUUGGCAGCUUUUGUACUUCUUAGUUGUUAUUAUUUUUUUAUAUCGCUAAUUAAGCAGCUUAUUUGUUAAUUAACAAAUCCUAUAUAUAUAUAUAUUGUCAUCAACUAACAAAAUUAAUUUUUUAAAUAAAUUAAUUACGUCAAUUGCUAUUGAGAAAAAUGUUAAAUAAUUAAUUAUAGUGUAAAAAAAAAAUUAAUUGAAUUCUCAAUGGGUUGAAUUGAAUGCAAUCACGCGAUGUUACAUUUUAUGACAAUUCAAAAUUUUGUUAUCGAUAAUUAAUAAUUAAUAAUUAAAUAAUAAUAAUAAUUAUGAUUAAAAUAUAAUAUAAUAGUAAUCAUACUAAUUAUUAAUUGAUUAAUUAAUUAAUAAAAUAAGAAGAAGUACAUAAAUUAAAAUAAAAAAUAUAAAAAUGAUGAGCACCGACAAGAUUAUUAUUAACAGUAAUUAAUUAAGUAAAUUACAUAAGAAAAAAUUAUGGAGAAAAUAAAAAUAAAUAUAUAUUUAUCUAUGUCUUCUGCGAAGAUAGCAAAUAGUACUCUCUCAUUCUAUAUUGAUGAUAUCAAAAUUUUAAAUGAAAUUAUAAAUGAUAUCGGCAGAUGUAGUCUAUGAGAAAAAAUAAAAAUAAAAAUAAAAAUGAAUUAAAUUCAAAUAGCAGCUCGUAAUUGUAUUGCAAAUACAUUGGCGAUUGAUCGUACGGUUAAAUUUUUAAAAAUAAAAUAACAAACUUUGUAAAUAGUUUUAAAUAAUGACUAUCAUUCUAAUUAAUAAAGUUCCAGUGGCCAUUCAGAUAAUUAAAAUUUUUUUAAAUUUUAAAUUUUCAUUUUUAAUAAUCAUGUGGAAAUUUAAUUUUGUGCACAGAAAAAAAAUAAUUUCUUGUCUCAAAAGUAUUUUUAUUUACCCCAAGAAAUUUUUUUCAUUAUGAAUUUAAGACAAAAAUUUUCUUGGAGUAAAAAAAAAUUUUGGUACCAAGAAAUUUUUUUUUGUGUGUAAAAAUACUAUAGUGUUUGUUUUAAAUAAUUUGAGCAGGUGGACAAUUUUUUUUUUAAUUCAAAAUAUUUUUUAAUAAGAAUUUUAAUUUUCGUAUUUUGAUUUUCAUAGAAAAUUAAAUUUCUGAGUGAAUUUUUUUUAAAUUUUAUAAAAAAUAAUUUUUUAGUUAAUGGAAGAAUUAUAGCAAAAUUUGAAAAAACUGGGAAAAUUUGAAAAUAAAUCGAAAAAAAUUGUACGCUACUUAAAAUUUAAAUCGCAAGCGCUGUAAUUUUUUUUUACACGAAAAAUAAAAUUAAAAUUGCACAUAUUAUUGUAUUUAAAAUUUUUGAGAGAGAUAUGAACACAAAAAAUAAUAAAUUUAUAAAAUUCAUUGAUUUGUUAUUUCUUUUUUUUUAUAAAACUAAGUUGCAGUUUUAUAUAAAUCCGAUAAACUGUAAAUGAGCUACAUACAUAUGAUAUGAAAUGUUUAUUAAAUAAUCGUACAAUUUUAAGUGCAUUGAUCUAUAUAACGUUUAAUUGAAUUGAAAAAAAAUAAUGUUGCAAUUAAUAAUUAUCUUUGAUUGUUUUAAAAAAAAAUAUAUAAUUUUUUUUUAAUAUCCUGGAACUGCCAUAUCAAAUAAUUGAGCUUGUUCAUAAAUAAACAACAAAAAAGCAUUGUGUGAAAAAAAAAAAAAUAAACACUUGUAUAUUAUUAAUUAUAAUUAAUAGAACGAAAUGAGGAUCAAAGUAGACGAUUUUACGAGUAAAUGAGAAAUAAAAUAAAAGAUAUAUCAUUAAAUUAGAGAUUUAAAAGUAUAAUUAAAUUCAGUAUAUGUACAGUAUUUGAAAAAAAAUAAUAAUAAAAAAAAAAAAAAAAAAAACAUGUUUAUAAUUUGUAUGAAAAAUAAAGAAUUGAUAUAA